CUGAAAUACGCGUCAUGCGGACAUGACGCUCCGAUACGAUGAUGAAAAACCUGGUCGGGAUCAUGUGGAUAAUACACGUGCUAGUUCUAGGAUGUUCCGGUAAUCCAGAUGCCAAAAGACUUUACGAUGAUCUGCUUUCCAACUACAACAAGUUGGUACGACCAGUCAUCAAUGUCACCGAUGCCCUCACCGUCAAAAUUAAACUCAAGCUAUCGCAACUUAUCGAUGUUAACCUCAAGAACCAAAUCAUGACAACGAAUUUAUGGGUUGAACAGGCCUGGUACGACUACAAGCUUAAAUGGGACCCAAAAGAUUAUGGUGGCGUCGAGAUGCUUCACGUUCCAUCGGAUCAUAUAUGGAGACCAGACAUUGUCCUAUACAACAAUGCCGAUGGAAAUUUUGAGGUGACGCUCGCCACAAAGGCCACACUCAACUAUACUGGUCGUGUUGAUUGGAAACCGCCAGCCAUUUACAAGUCUUCCUGCGAGAUAGACGUCGAAUAUUUUCCAUUCGACGAACAAACCUGCGUCAUGAAGUUUGGAUCCUGGACUUACGAUGGAUUCCAGGUGGAUCUGCGCCAUCUGGACGAGAUAAAAGGAUCUAACGUAGUGGACAUUGGCAUCGAUUUGACUGAGUUCUACACAUCUGUUGAAUGGGACAUCUUAGAAGUUCCUGCUGUUAGGAAUGAAAAGUUUUAUACAUGCUGUGAUGAACCGUACCUAGACAUAACAUUCAACAUAACGAUGAGAAGAAAGACGCUCUUCUAUACCGUUAAUCUUAUAAUCCCAUGUAUGGGCAUCUCUUUCCUCACCGUACUUGUGUUCUAUCUUCCCUCCGACAGUGGCGAAAAAGUUAGUUUAUCCAUCUCUAUUCUUCUUUCGCUGACUGUGUUCUUUCUCCUUCUCGCUGAGAUCAUUCCACCCACAUCGCUUGUGGUACCCCUGUUAGGAAAAUUCGUGUUGUUCACAAUGAUUUUAGAUACGUUCAGUAUAUGCGUAACAGUAGUAGUUCUGAACGUCCAUUUUCGUUCACCACAGACACACGUGAUGGCACCAUGGGUGCGGAGAGUCUUCAUCCAUAUUCUUCCACGACUUCUCGUAAUGCGUCGACCUCAUUAUCAGUUGGACAGUAGAAGUCACCGCGUGAUGGUUAGAACAUGUAACGGUUUAGAGUUAAGAGAUUCGGGACUCUAUCACGAUACCUCCGACUUGGCGGAGGAUCCGUCGGGAUUUUUCCCGAACGCCAGCUCCAUAGAUGAACUGACCCCAAGGGAAUUGGAGGCAGGAGCUCUACGGUCCUGUAGCAUCCACGGUACAACUCCACCUCCGAGUAUGGGGUUCCAUUUAGGGGAACACAUUUUAGAUUCGAAAGGUAUUGAACAUAUAGAAGAACAUCUCAACGACGUUCUAAUGAAGGAGUGCCAUCCGUGGCACCACUGCCCCGAAGUCCAUAAAGCCAUAGAUGGUGUUAGAUUCAUCGCAGAUCAUACCAGGAGAGAAGAGGACUCCACAAAGGUCAAGGAAGACUGGAAGUACGUCGCCAUGGUUCUUGACCGUCUCUUUCUGUGGAUUUUUACUCUAGCAGUAUUGGUAGGUACUGCUGGUAUCAUACUUCAAGCACCGACUUUGUAUGACGACAGAAGGCCCAUCGAUAUCCGUCUCUCCGAAAUAGCCUCUACCACGGCGAAGCCCCAUCUAGCGAUUUCACUUUAAAGCUCGACCGAACCGACGGCCUUUAUACUCAGAGAGACAGUGACUCUCUGAAGGAAGGUAUUUGGAGCAAGUGGAAAACAAGUCGAUAUCAUUUCUGAUUUGGCAAAAAUCGUAGUAAUUGUUAAUAUCAUUAUAUUACAUGAUCUGCGUAUUUAAUUAUAGUAUUGGGUUCUUUUCCAAUUUGUAUUUCUUUUCUUAAAUAAAUAUAUAAAGAUGAUAUUCCAAAAACGUCGAAAAAGGCAAAAUAUUCAUUAUUUCUACUCUUAAGUAGAAUCUUAAUGAUGGCAUGUGAUUGAUUUUUAAGAAUACCACACAUUCCAUCACAUACAAUCAUGACAGUGAAACACUCGCUUGUGACAUAUAAUUACAUUAUGAAUCGUACGUGAGAAGAAAAUCUUAAAUACUAACCGAACGCAUGGAAACCUUUAAGAUGUGGUUAUAUCGGAUAAUACUUAAAAGUUCGUAGAUUGACCUAAUCACAAGUGAGGAGAUCCUCGGAAGAAUGAAUAAGAACCGAGAGGUACUCCCAUCAUCAAAUCUCGAAAGUUGGAUACUUCGGAUACAUUAUGCGAAGUGAAUCCAGAUAUACCCCCUAUAAGCCAUCCGAAAAAUAUUUGAGAAGCGACGUACAGGAAGAAGAAGAGCAUCCUGGUUAAAGAACCUCAGAACCUGGUUUAACACAAUAUAUUACGUGCAACUUUUCCCCGCUGCUGCAGAUGAGAUAUAGAUUGCCAUGAUCAUCGCCAACGUUCGUCAAGGAUAGGCUAAAGAGAAUAAGACUAACCAAAUGUAAAAAGUAUUGCAUGUUAUAUUUAGUUUAAUAUUCACUAUCAAAACUAAAUUCAGUGACCAUAAUAGAAAGAAUGAUUACCUAACCUUCUUUAUCAGUUUAAUUCGGUUUAUGCAAGCUGUUUCGUAAAACAACUAGUGUACAAUUAAGACUAGUUUUUAUGAGAGAUAUGUCGUCCUAUUAGAGGUAAAACUCACUAACUACACUUUUCAGAAAGUGGGUAAAAAUCGAUUUAAAGGUACAGAUUGUUUUUUAAAUUCACCUUACUUGAAUAUUGGAAUUUUUUAAUGGAACUUUAAAGAAUAAAUAAAAACAGAUAUUUUAAGCUAAAUUUCGUCACAGGAACUAUGAUACAAUCAAUAUUAGAUAAAUUUUUGUACUGAACGAGUUUUUCCAUGAACACAAUUAUUGGAUAUUGAUAUCCUAUUAGAGGUAAAACUCACUAACUACACUUUUUACUUGAUUAGUUUUUCCUUGAACACAAUUAUUGGAUAUUGAGAAGUUAAUUAAUUUGUCUCCAUAAAAUUUCGCUGACUUACAACAAACAAACUAUCAAAAACAACAGUCUAUUAUUUAAAAAAAACAAUAAGUUUCGUUCUUCGAAAAUAAAUGCAAUUCUUUCGUCAUUUAUGACAGCCACAAAAAUCGCCUGCUUAAUUGCAAAAUAGAUUAUGUUACCUUUUAUGUAAGCUAUCACGGUUACAAAGAAAUUUAAUCUCAUAUUUCUUUAAUGAAUCGCCGAACAGAUAAUGCACACAAAUAUAAUGUACAGUUUGUACAGUUUCAACAAUACAAUGCAACACACAAGUCGCCUGCUUAAUCGCAAAAUAGAUUGUUAUCUAAUGUAUUGUUUGAAAAAUUCGUUACCGAUUCGGCAUUCCAGAUUGUAAGGAAAAAUUCACUAAGUGCAAUAAUUAGUUUUAAUGUGUUUUACGCUGAAACCAAAAUUCACAAUAUUGCACUCCAUAUUGAAAGGAAAAAUUCAGUGAGUGCAAUAAUACGUUUUAAUGAGUUUUGCCCUGAAACCGAAAUUCACAAUAAUGCACUUAGUGAAUUGUACCAAAAAUUAUCUUAGGAAUUAGAAGGGUUAGAGCCCCAGGUGACUUCUCCACAGCUGGGCAGUACCGUAUUGAGUUCAAAUUGAUGAAAUUGUCAAAAUCUCAAAAAAGUGCACUUGGUGAGUUUUACCUCUAAUAUAGGACGAUUUAUAAAACUUUUUCAACUUUCUCAAGAAAUAUGUACCUGAAAAUAAAUAGGAAAUAAGGAAAAUAGUAAUAUCAAUAUCCAACAACCGGAUCAAAAAUAUUGGUCAUUAUUUAACCGUCAAGAAUUCGAGCUUUGAAAUAUUAAAUAAAUCCAUGUAGGUACUUAAACGUCUUGUAACCAAGGUGAAUUGUAUCACAGAAUGAAGCAAACGUAGGAUAAUUCUAGCAAACAAGCGAUAUUUUAAGUUGAGUAGGCUACUAAAUGUCGAAUACAACCGACCAUUGGUCCUGGCUUUCCUAGACUUUCGCAAAGCAUUCGAUACGGUAUACCUUAACAACGAAAUGGAAAGCCAUAUAUAAUACAUAGGUUAUCGGUACUCCAAACUGAUAGCAAACAUAUUCAAUAAUACAACCAAGCUCUUUACGGAAGUUCUGGAACAUGCUUUCAAACAAUUGGAGUGAGACGCCAAAGGAAUCAAAGUCGACGGCGAAAUGCUCUCACGCCUACGAUUAGCGGACAACAUAGUUCUGAUAGCAGGUAACUUAAAAGAGAUUAGAACUAUGUAUAUUUACUAAGCUAGAUGCCGCCUAUAGAGAAGUUACUUAGGUCAUGAAAUCAAAAUUGCCAGGGACAAUCAAACUGGUAAACUACAAAGAAAAAUGCACUUUAGCAAUGCCCACAUAUGGAGCUUUAUCAGACACCUUCAAGAGCAACAUAUCAAGUUGUUUGAAAAAGAUUACAUUUGACCAAUGUGUGCUUCCAAUCACGACUUACAGCGCCGAAACACUUUCCUUAACCCAGUCCAUAGCAACCAAACUGGGGCCCAAUAUAGAACGAUAGUUACUUGGAUUGACUCUAAGAGACAGGAUUAUAAAUCAGGAGACAAGAAGAAGAACAGGCGUCACAGAUGUCAUAGAGCGCAUAGCAUGGCUGAAUUGGAACUGGGUGGGCCAUGUGGACAGAAUGAAUAAUGGGCGGUGGACCCAACAAAUUACAUUAUGGAGACCACGAGCCGAGAGAAAAAGCAGGGAUAUUCUUUUUCUCAUGAUCAUCUUUCAGUGCGUCACAGUUUUUCGAUUUCUUUCUAAAGCAUUAAAUUGUAUGUGACAGAAAAAAAGGCACGUCGGUGAUUACUUCUAGUUCUGUGAUUAUUUUAGUUGUCGAUAGAUGGCGCCAUAAUUAAAAAAAUAUUUUUUUUUAAUUAGAUAAUAAUAUUACCAAUAUAAUCUGUAUAAUUUAUAAGACUAUACAAAUCAAAGAAAAUACCAUUUUAUAAAUGCAAGAAACACAUUUGAUUUGUUUUUAUUCCAAAUUGAAAAUAAAAUGUGACAACUGUCAGAUUUAACUAAAAUGUCAUGUUAGAAUAAAUGCCAUAAAUGUGUAUUAUCACGGACUUACCCUUUUUCCUAUCAUUUGUGACGCACUGAAAAAUGAUCAUGAAAAGGACAAUAGACCAUCUACACGAUGGACAGGAGACAUCAAAAUAAUCGCUGGGCAUUGGCGGCAGGAAUCUCGAGACCAACAGAACUGAAAGACGUUAAAGGAGUUUAACUCCCUAUGACUAUAGACUAUGUUUAACUUUGUACGCAGGAGGCAGGAUGAGUGAGAUGAUGACGAUGAUGAGUCAACUAAAAAUGUAAAAAAUUAUGCUAGAUAACAAAGCUAACAAUAAACAAAAGACUUGUUUGACCAUUGCUGAUAUACAGAUCGGAAACGUGAACCAUCACCAAAGCAGAUGAAAACCUUUUCUCGUCUUUCAACGAAGGUCUCUAAGAACAAUAUUGGGUGGCAACGGCGAAUGUGAUAUCUGUAGGAGAAAGUAGAUCUAUGAAAUAUAUAUUUGAUAAACAAAGACAUGAUAUAUCUUAUAAAAAGAGCGAGACUGAGAUGGGCACGACUAGAGAUUUAACAUAUCUGAAAAAAACGGGAAAAAAAUUGGGAAAAAACAGGUUUUUUUUCGUUU
This is a messenger RNA of Diabrotica virgifera virgifera (western corn rootworm), 5671 nucleotides long. RefSeq names its product acetylcholine receptor subunit alpha-like (gene nAChRa3). Gene Ontology annotation, biological process: chemical synaptic transmission; nervous system process; signal transduction. Gene Ontology annotation, molecular function: acetylcholine-gated monoatomic cation-selective channel activity; transmembrane signaling receptor activity. NCBI's taxonomy places the organism in Eukaryota, Metazoa, Arthropoda, Insecta, Coleoptera, Chrysomelidae. Bases 39 to 1712 code for a protein of 557 amino acids. Gene Ontology annotation, cellular component: synapse; postsynaptic membrane; neuron projection. The transcript is spliced from 12 exons. The record is from RefSeq and is a predicted model, not a curated record.